Messenger RNA from Telopea speciosissima, 3120 nucleotides. Its product is annotated as putative disease resistance protein RGA3. Gene Ontology annotation, biological process: defense response to other organism. Gene Ontology annotation, molecular function: ADP binding; protein binding. The coding region runs from base 1 to 3120 and encodes 1039 amino acids. The record is from RefSeq and is a predicted model, not a curated record. Lineage: Eukaryota; Viridiplantae; Streptophyta; Magnoliopsida; Proteales; Proteaceae. The transcript is spliced from 8 exons.
AUGGUUGAUGCUAUUGUUUCCAGUGUCAUCCAGCAAUUGGGAGUGAUCAUCCAAAAGGAGAUCGAACAAGAGGUACGAUUGAUCAUCGGUGUGGAAAAGGACAUUGAAGACCUCUCCACCACUUUUACAACAAUCCGUGCUGCGCUUAAGGAUGCUGAAGAUAGGCAAUUCAAGGAUGCAUCGGUGCGUGUUUGGUUGCAAAAUCUGAAAGAUGUGGCCUAUGAUAUUGAUGAUGUGUUGGAUGAGUGGAGCACAACAAUUAAACUCAAAUCAUCCUCCUCCUCACAAAUGGUGGUAGAUCAUGGAGUUGAUGAUGCUGAUCAUCGUGUCACUAGUCCUUUUAAGAAGGUAUGGCCCAGCAACUUGUUUUCUCCUUGUUAUUGUUUCAAGCAAAUUGGUUUGCGCCGUGACAUUGGUCAUAAGAUAAAGGAGGUAAAAGAAAGACUAGAUAAGAUUGCAAGUGACAAACAUAAGUUUGGUUUUAUUUCUCAUGAAACUCAUACUAGCAGAAAUAUUGAAAACAUAGAUGAUGAGUCGAGGAGGAGGAGACUAGAAACUAGUUCCUUCGUUGAUGUCACUGAGGUAUAUGGUCGUGACAUGGAUAGGGAAAUCAUAAUAAGCAAGUUGUUAAUCAGUGAGGGCAGUCAACAACAGCAACAAGUAGUGGCCGUCUCCAAUAAGGAAGAAGUCCCCAUAAUCUCCAUUGUGGGUUUGGGAGGUAUGGGCAAAACGACCCUUGCCCAACUUGUUUUUAAUGAUGAUAGGGUGAUAAACCAUUUUAACAACAGAAUGUGGAUACAUGUGUCUGAAUCUUUUGAUAAAAUGAAGAUUGCCAUGCAUAUUAUUAAAGAAAUUGGUGGUGGUGGUGGGAACAACAUUAAUAAUGUCACCACCCAGCAAGGUGGUGGUGUGAUCUCAUGGGAAGAUGUGCAUCGUCAAUUGACUAGUUCUGUUGAGGGAAAGCAUUUUCUACUAGUGUUAGACGAUAUGUGGAAUGAGGAUCCUACGCAGUGGGAUCCAUUGAGGUUAUCUCUCAAACAUGGUUCUUCCCAAGGAAGUAGAAUUAUUCUCACAACACGCAACGAGAGGGUUGCAGGCAUGAUGGGUACGAGAGUUUAUCGUAUUAACAAAUGGGGAGUAAUCUUCGACUGGAUGGCACAAGGUUUUCUUGAUGGCAGCUUGACCAAAGCAAAAGGUGAAGAUUUGAUCAAAAUAGGUGAUGAGUACUUUAAUAAUUUAGCCAUGCGCUCAUUUUUUCAAAAAGACACUAUAAAAUCAAGAGGAUCAAGACAGAUUUACAGAAUGCAUGAUGUUGUCCAUGAUUUUGCCAAAUACCUUGCAGAGGACGAAUGCUUUACUCUCACGAUUAAUUGUGCUGCUGCUGCUGCUCCUCAGGAAUUAAUCAACUUUAAGAAAGCCCGUCAUUUAUGUCUAUCAAUAGCAGAAGAGAUACGCAUGAUUCCUUCUUUCAUUUACAAGGCAAAGAAACUGCGCACUCUUCAAAUCUAUAGAGGACAUAUACCUUCAAUUUCUUCUGAUUUAUUUCGUCACUUAACAUGUCUGAGGACAUUAAAUUUGGGUGAUACUUACCUUGAAGAGCUUCCAAAUGAGAUAGAGAAGUUAAUACAUCUAAGGCACCUUAAUUUGGAGAAUGCAAGGUUCAAAGAACUACCUAAAACGGUGACUAGUCUGUACAAUUUGCGAGUAUUACGUCUUUACAGAUGCAUGAAUCUUUGUAAACUACCUGAAGGUAUUGGGAGAUUGGUCAAUUUGAUAGUUCUUGAUUUGAAAGAAUGCCGCCAACUAAGCAACUUACCAAAAGGAAUUGGGAGAUUAUGCAAAUUGCGUAUAUUGUCGUACUUCACUAUCAGUGGUGGGGUGGAGCAAAGAGGAGGAUGUAAGAUUGGAGAACUAAAAGAUCUCAACUUCCUCAAAGAUACUCUAAAGAUAAUAGGUUUGGGAAGAGUGGAAAAUGGAAAUGAGGCUAAGAUGGCAUGCUUGAAUAAUAAGCAACAUCUUCGUGCUUUGUAUUUCUAUUUUAAUCAAUUUACCGGUCUUUCACUAGUUGAUGACGAAGGUAUUGUUGAUGAGGAAGGUUUUGUUGAUGAAGAAGCGGAUAACAAAGAAGAAGAACAAGAAGUAUUCGAUGGAGAAGAUAAAACAGAAGAAGUCGAUGGAGAAGACAAAACAGAAGAAGUAGAAGAAGAAGAAGAAGAAGUUGUUGAUGGAGGAGAUAUGUCGUCAAGGAAGAGGAUGGAGGAUGUUCUAGAAAGCCUCCGGCCACAUCCAAACCUUGAGAAGCUAUCAAUUGUUGAUUACCCUGGUGUCGUGUUCCCCAAUUGGAUGGGUAGUCAUACAGAGCCCAUGAUUUUCUCCAAUCUAGUUUUCUUGGAACUGCGUGGGUGGAGGAAGUGUAAGCAAUUGCCUCCGACUGUAGGGAAACUACCAUCCCUUGAAACCCUUGUAAUAAGUGGAAUGGAUAAGGUGAAAUUCAUGGGUGUUGAGUUUUUUGGAAUCGAUGAUGAUGAUGAUUAUGAUGGUGCUACAAGAAGAAGAAGUGACACAAUUAUAUUCCCAAAAUUGAAAGUAUUUAUGUUGGGUCCGAUGCAGAAGUUGGAGGAGUGGAAUAUGAGAGUACAAGAAGAAGAUGAGAAUAAUAAAGAGUUCAUCUUUAUGCCGUGUCUACAGCAUCUUGAUCUUGCUGACUUAUUCAUUGAGGUUGGGGCUAUUGUUGUAACAGUGGUCUCCUUGAUCCUCAGAGGUGCGAAUGACUACAUGCCUGACGAGAUGGAGCGAGCUUUGCGUGAUGCUUUAGCAUCUUUAAGAGAUCACUUGAGUCCAAUGUGGAUCCUUGAGAUCUUUGUGAUCCUUGUCAAUCAAUUGUGCUGGCCUUCCAUCCUUGUAGAGAACGAUUUGAGCUGUUGGAGCUGUUGGAUGGGAUUUGAAGUAUUUCAGUACUUCAUAGAGGCUGGGGCUAUUGUAGCAACAGUGAUGGAGGAGCGCGUUGCUGAUGAUGAUGUGAUCCUGAUAAAUGGGACCAAAACCACUAGUGUGAACCAGGGUUACCAGGAUCCUGUUUGCAUGGAAUUCAACUUGGACAGGCCGGAGCUCAGUGUGUAG